CCAGCCCCCAGCCCCGUGCUGGCUCCUCCGACUGACUGUUGCUCUUCUUUUUGUAGAGCCUAGCGAUGUCUCCCUUCGGCAGCCUCUUCCCCUACCCUUACACCUAUAUGGCGGCGGCGGCGGCAGCCUCGACGGCCAACCCGAUGCACCGGCACCCGCCUUUCCUGAACACCGUGCGCCCUCGCCUGCGUUACAGCCCUUACUCCCUCUCGGUGCCUCUGCCGGACAGCAGCGGCGGCGGCGGCGGGGGCAGCUUGCUCACCACCGCCAUGCCUCCUUCCCUGGCCGGCGGCCCCGAAGGCAAAGCCAGAGCUUUAGCGCCCAGCCCCGGGUUGGGCGUCUUGGAUUCCUCCGGUUCCGAGCUCAACAGCCGCUCUUCCACGCUCUCCUCCUCCGGGUCGGACAAAGAGGCCACCAGCGAGCUACAAAACAUCCAGCGCUUAGUGAGUGGACUCGAGUCGAAACAGGACAGAGCCAGGAGCGGGUCGCCCUAAGGGUGGGGUGGGGUGGGGUGGGAGUGGGGAAGGGAGCGUCCUCUUCCCCUCCCCCCCAUUGCAGUAUGGGGGAGGGGAGGGGCACCUCCCGUUUCUCCCUCUCUCCCCCACCCCCGACCCCCGCCCUCCACGCCUUAUGGGGCCCGUCCGGCCUCUCCCAACUUGGGCAGCGGGAGUGUGUGGGGCUGGGGUCCCGGGGUGGGGGUGGGGGUGGCGAGAGAUGGAAGGAAGGAAGGAAGGAAGAAGGAAGGAA
Pseudonaja textilis is the source of this 747-nucleotide messenger RNA. The record is from RefSeq and is a predicted model, not a curated record. NCBI's taxonomy places the organism in Eukaryota, Metazoa, Chordata, Lepidosauria, Squamata, Elapidae.